AUGCUCUAGAACUUCCCUUACUUGGAUGUUCGUUUGCCAAGUGGCAAAUUGAUGCCUUCUAAGCUUUCUACCAAUGCCAAUCCAACGGUCAACAGAAUAGUAUUUCACAUGAGGGCAAAUAUCAACGCUCAUGCGUCGUGGCUAUCGUGGUUUCCAGGUAUCAACGAGAAAAAGGCAAAUAAAACCCCCGCAGGAACAAAAACGAAACAAGGGAAGAGGAGAGAGAGAGAGAGAGAACAGAAUGGCACCAACAGCAGCAGCCAUGGUCAUGAACAGAGCCCCCAAAACUAUACUGAUAACGGGGGUGAGCAGAGGGCUUGGCAGAGCCCUCGCAGUGGAGAUGGCCAAGAAAGGUCACACCAUUAUUGGAUGCUCAAGAGCGCAAGAUAGGCUCAACUCCCUCUUAGACGAACUAUCCUCUUCACAGCCGCCACAGGACAACAACAAGAACAACCCAUCUUCGUCUAAGCAUCUCCUCAUGAAAGUCGAUGUGAGGUCAGAUAGCAGCGUGCAGGAAUUGGCGCGUGCCGUGAUGGAAACAAAGGGUGUUCCAGAUAUCAUAGGUAAUGCAAUUGUUGCAGAUAUAAUUGCUUUCCCUUUUACUUCCGUGUGUUUUAGGAAGGCAAGAUCAUAUACAUUUUCGGUUGUGAUUACAAUUGAGAAUAGACACCUUGUUUGGGGUUUUGAUCUCAAACACUAGGCAAGAAUCUAUUUUGACAUUUUGCACUAAUAGCGCUGGAAAAAUUGAUGGGCUAUUAUAUACAUGUCCCUAGACUCGUUAAAAAGCACAUUAGAGUUCCACCAGGAGAAUGGCUUGUAAAAGGACAUUGAUAUUGCCACUUCACGUGAUGAUUUUCAUUAAAGUGAGCACAAAAUUUUCAUUUA
Molecule: messenger RNA, 885 nt
Organism: Macadamia integrifolia
Lineage: Eukaryota; Viridiplantae; Streptophyta; Magnoliopsida; Proteales; Proteaceae
Exons: 2
Coding region: 131-700 (189 amino acids)
Biological process (GO): folic acid-containing compound metabolic process
Cellular component (GO): cytosol
Molecular function (GO): oxidoreductase activity, acting on the CH-OH group of donors, NAD or NADP as acceptor
Source: RefSeq, a predicted model, not a curated record